AUGGCGUAUUUUUCAAGAGGUGGAAACAGAGACGAAAGCGUCGACGAUUUCGACGAAUACGACCCAACACCAUACGGUGGAGGUUACGACAUUCACCUUACCUACGGUCGUCCAAUUCCGCCAUCUGAAGAAACAUGCUACCCAUCAGGUGCUUCCAAUGAUGAAUUUGAUUAUGAUCGUCCUCAGUUUUCGUCUCAAUCUGAACCUUCUGCUUAUGGCGAUGAAGCUCUUGCUACUGAAUAUAGUAGCUAUUCUCGUCCUAAACCUAGACCUGCUCCUGCUGGUUUUAACCCUGGAUCUGGUGCUGGUUAUGGUGGUGGGGGUCAGGAAUCUGAAUAUGGGUCUGGAAUGAGGAGGAGAAUCAAGGUUAUGGGAGGAAGACUGAAUAUGGUGAGACUGGUGGAUCGGAAUAUGGAUCCGGCAAAACCUAGCUACGGGAGGAGUGAGUAUGAGGAGAAACCUAGCUAUGGAAGGAGUGAGUAUGAGGUGAAACCUAGCUAUGGAAGGGGUGAUGAUGAGGAGAAACCUAGCUAUGGAAGGGGUGAUGAUGAGGAGAAACCUAGCUAUGGUUAUGAGCGUCCGGAAAGGCGUCGCGGUGGUGAUGAUGAUGAUAAUGAUGAUGAGAAACCUAGCUAUGGACGUAAGAAAUAUGGAGGAGAUGAUAACUCCGAUGACGAUGAUGGGAGGAAGAAGCAUCACCACAAGAGUCACCAUCGCAAGAGCUAUGAUGAUGACGAGUAA
Molecule: messenger RNA, 741 nt
Organism: Vicia faba (fava bean)
Lineage: Eukaryota; Viridiplantae; Streptophyta; Magnoliopsida; Fabales; Fabaceae
Source: the annotation of a GenBank genome assembly